AUGAAUGACUCAUUGUAUAAUUUUAUUAUAUCUACAUCUGAAAGAAAAGAAUAUUUAUAUUCUCUUUUAGAUUUUUCAAAUGCAGUACAAACUGGAGAAUUUCUUGCCUCUAAGAUUUCAGAAAUUAUAGACAGAGUUGGUUCUAAUAAAUUCGUGGCUUGCAUAACAGAUAAUAGAAGCAAUAUUCGUGUUGCUCAUGAAGUUACUACAUAUAACUAUUCACAUAUUUGGAAUAUUAGAUGCAUCACAUAUGUGAUAAAUCUUAUAUCAAAUGAUAUAGUAAAAACACAAUCUGUUAAUCAAGUUCUAAAACAAGCUAGUCAAAUUAUUCAAUUUUUCAUAAAAUCACAUUUAGCAUGUCGACUUCUUCGUGAAGGUAUAGAAAAUAUGAAUAUAAGUGGUAGUGGUUUAGAAACAUAUACUGAAACAAGAUGGGUUUCUAUCUUUAAAACUACAUCUUUGAUUAUAAGAUUAAAACUGGUUUUUGAAAAU
Messenger RNA from Cetraspora pellucida, 492 nucleotides. The record is from the annotation of a GenBank genome assembly. NCBI's taxonomy places the organism in Eukaryota, Fungi, Glomeromycota, Glomeromycetes, Diversisporales, Gigasporaceae.